This is a messenger RNA of Haliotis rufescens (red abalone), 8837 nucleotides long. RefSeq lists its product as uncharacterized. Gene Ontology annotation, biological process: signal transduction; regulation of DNA-templated transcription. Gene Ontology annotation, cellular component: nucleus. The record is from RefSeq and is a predicted model, not a curated record. Bases 115 to 8493 code for a protein of 2792 amino acids. NCBI's taxonomy places the organism in Eukaryota, Metazoa, Mollusca, Gastropoda, Lepetellida, Haliotidae. Gene Ontology annotation, molecular function: protein binding. The transcript has 56 exons.
GCAGGCGGACAGGUGGUCACAGGUAAACAUUCCAGCAAGAAGCAGAGCUGCAAGACACAGAAACCAGCUAGCGCAACAUCAACGUCAACAUCAACAUCAACAUCAACAUCAACCAUGAAGAAGCGGGCACCAAUUGCGAAGAAGAAGAAAGUGGCGAAACAGGAUAUAUCCUCGUCGAUUUUGAUGGACGAGUCAUUGAUGGAGAAGGCCAAAGUUAAUAUAGAUGAACUGCAGGAUGACUAUUUGACCAACGUCAGUGAACAUACAUAUGGCGCCCCAAGGCUUGAGUCCUCAUCUCUACCAGCAGCAAGAGCUCCAAAACAAGUACUUGCACCAAAACUAAGACAGAACACGGUGGGAGGCCUGACUACAGGUUUCAAGACCAUCAAGGCAUCAGACUUCGCUACCAUUUCUGAGGUGGCGGCAAGUAUAAAAGUCCAAUCAAUCCUGGAUGUCACUGGCAUUCCAACUGUGACUGACGCCACCCUCUCCGUCCUCGUCAACACCAUGUCGGCAGCUGCGUCAAAGAACAUCGUGGGCGUCAGACUGACAGGCUGCCAUCUAGUGACUAAUAGAGGAAUUGCCCUCAUGUCAAGAUCAUUUGAAAAUUUACAAGAGAUGGACAUGACUGGUUGCCAGCGCGUGACAGAGGCAGUGUUCGGCCCCCUUAUACACAACUGUAAGCAUAUAUCCCGCUUGACGAUAGCUGGAACCGGUAUACGGGUAGUUCCCCCACGAUACAUCGGUUACAUCAAGGAAACGGUGCAGGGCUGCCCUCUGGUGUCACCAACUGAAGCAACUCUUCAGGCCAAACUUGACGGGAAAUCUAGCAAAGACAUUCCCCAGCGACGGAAUGACUCGAUGAAGGUUGUGAUUGUCAGGCGGAAUGGCAUCACUACGAAUCUGCUGCAGAGCCUACGGAAAGAAUCGCAGAGCCGGCAGGCUAUCACAGUCGACACCGCCUACAAGAUCGGCUCAACGGCCUACCCGAUCAUUGAAUGCCAGGAGGGCUUUCUGGACCUGUACGUGACCCCCCGGACCGUGUAUGUCAUCACCACCAACGUGAGUGAUGACAAGAAACUAGCGGAUGAAGCUGCCAGCAUUGCUGCCGUCAUCUGUCAGGUCGCCUCCAGAGUUGGGGGAGAAUGUGGCUUCAUCGUGGCAGGACUGGACAGUGACAAGGUCAAGGCCGUGCCAGGGAACAUUCUGAAGAACAAGGUCAUGACCACAAUUGGCACCAUUGUCGAGGAACUCAAGGCCAGCACAAAGGCAUACAAACCCACGAAACUUGGCUUGGAUGGUGAUGAAGAGUACCAGGGGUCGGAGGUCCAUGGCUGUGGCAUGUACUUGAUGGACAGCCUUAACACAGACAUCCAGAUCGCCACGGUCACAGUCAAGCAAACAUCCACGGGACUGUCGGAUGCUGAUAGGAAUGUGUUCAACAAGAAUCUGCUGACCAGUGCGGAGAAGCUGGAUGGACGGUGCGAAGAGUACCAGAACUUAGUGGACUCUCCAGAUAUAAAGGAGCUUUUGUCAGCCAAGAUGGCCACCUUGUUGACGGGAGGGCUCCAUGACAUGCCUACAGCAGGGACACUGCUGAAAGGGCUGGCUGUGUUGAAGGGCAAUCCCCAUCUUGUGGCAGCAUGUCUGGGACUGCUCAAUAUCCUGGGAAAAGUUUGUGUUCUAGAAUUAGAAGGAAAUGUAUAUGCUGCGUCGGUGGAGUGGAUUGCCAGUGUGAUAAAUGCUGCGGCUGCUCUACCACCAGGUGGCAGCACAAACAAUGGCAAAAUAGUCAGUAUCGCGGACAAGACUCCUGUCUGGACAAAUGAAGAAUUUCAGAAGAUGUUGAAAGAGAAGCUUAAACUCAAUGAAAACAAGACUGCUGAGCUGACAUCACCCUUUAAGAAUCUGGGCGUGGUCUUCACUCCCCGAGGCGUCAUCAAUCUGGGUAACCUUGACCUUCAGCCACCUGUACCAAUGACUCACUUUCAUCAGAAGAGCCAUGAAGCCCACAGCUUGAUGGUGUCAUGUCUGUACUCGUUCCCCCAUCAGCUCUCCACAGCUUUGUUUCACUUGGUGCUGGCGGCAGUGCUCAAGCUCCACACACCGGUGAUGCUGUGGAGUCAUGGAGUAGUUCUUCACGAUGGCGUGGCAGAAGUGACAGUCAAGAAAGAUGGGAACUCUAUCUUGCUACGUGUGGACUGCGUGAAGGGGCACAACGAAUCUGCAUCGCUACAGGUCCUCUGGUUUACCUUCCAACAGUAUCACCUGGUGACCACCUACAUCUUGGCCAAGAACAAUCUCUCCUACCAGGCUGCUGUUACUGCAGAUAAAGAAAGCCCAAGCAAGUCCAGCACAGUGCUGUAUGGCCAUAAGUUCCCCUCCAUGGAGAAGACUUUGGGAGGCAAGACGCUGUGUGAGCACUGUGGACUGACCAGUACCGCAGCACAACUGUCCAAGACAGCACAAGAUAGCCUUCAGCCAAGUUUCCUCACAGAAAAUAAUUUGAAGCUUGUCAAGGGUAAAAUGGAAGGAUCAGUUGUUGUCCUUGAACAAGGGGGAGUGGCUCAAAUGAGAUCACCUCUGACGCUGAGUGAAAACUCCAGCCUGACCUUCACCUUCUUGUCCUCUGACAACAGCAACGUCAAACUGAAGUUUGUCUCUCCAAAGGAUGAAGAAGCUGCGAUCUUUGACCUUGCUAAUGGUGAGGGUUUUGCAAUGGAUAAUGGCAAGAGAAAUAACUUCAAGUUGAAGAGCGCUGUUAAAACAACAGGAGUUCCGGUGACCUUCACUCUUGCUGCAGAUACAGAAGACAAAAUGAUGGUCAAGUUCAAAGUUGGCCAUGGAAAUGUAGAGCGAAUAGCAGUACCAAUCAUGCCACUGAGACUGUGGGUUGAUGGCAUGUGUUCUUUUACCUUGAAUGGAUACAGUUUCAUGCAAGCUAACCUGGAGGUGAAGACAGGCAUGAGGCUAGAAGCCCUGGACUUGCUGAACCCUUCACUUGUAUGUGUGGCAACUGUUGCGGAAAUUGCAGAAGAUGGUCAAUUGCUAAUCCAUUUUGAUGGCUGGACAUCCAAGUACGAUUAUUGGACACAACCAGAUGUGAAGAAUCUUCACCCACUUGGGUACAUGGCGGCCGUCGGACGCAGCAACAAGCAGUACUCCCCGAAACUGCAGGCUCCUAAAAACUAUGGCCGCCAGUUCGACUGGGCACAGUACCUACAGGAAGAGGACACAGAUCCUGUUCCCUGGGAUUUCUUCUCUGAUAUACAGAAAGAAGGCACGCCCCCAGACGAGACGUUGAGAUGUCUCAACAUGGCCCCCACGCAGACAACAUCUAGCGGGCCAAGGCAUCUCCGCUGCCAGAGUAUGAAAAACAGAGGCUCAGUCAUCGAGCAGGAUGUGAGGACAACGCUGAGGGACCCCCCACCGGACCUGCGGGAGGAUCUGAGUGAGUUCCUGACUCGCAAUCAGCGUCUCUUCUGUGUCCUGCCCAAGUCUCUCAACAUCAACUUUAUCCGCUACCCAUCGCUGUCGGCCAUUGCCAACCACAUGCAGCAGAACAUCCACUUCCUGUGUCACCCGGACAAGUUUGAUGUGCACAUGGUGGACCACCCUGGAAUUGCCUUCCCCACUCUGGCCGGCUAUGCAGAGAUGGAGACAGUGCUGAUACUCACCUACCUGGCCUUGCUGCUGCAGGAGCACACACUGCCAGGAAAGCUGACAACGAUGUUCCCGGAGGCAGACAAGAUUGACCAGGACCAAGAGAAGAUGGAGAUCGCCUUCACCCGGCUGAUGCGGCUGUAUUUCAAAAUGCUGUGGUUUCUCAGCGGGAGACACAUCCUCAAGCAGUCCAAAAAGUUACAGCGGAUAAAGGCUUUCACUGGAGAUCGUUUGAUUCUGGAGUCUAACGAAGCUAUUGCUGUGAACACACUUCUAACGACUGCCCGGACGAUGGACUCUUUCAACACUGUUGUCAGCGGUCAGGGCAACCCAGAACAUGUACAGUGCAAACCCCAUGAGCUGGCCAUGGCGCCUUUAUCCGAAGUUUCCCAUAUUGACCUGGACUCAUUUGACAACUAUCACCAUCUUAUCUUCAGACUCGAUCUACGAAACAACCAACUCAAGGAGCUGCCCGAGGAUCUGUUCACAAGGUUCUUCAAUCUCACUCACCUCAACUUGGCUCGGAACCAGUUAAUGACCUUGCCCUUGUUUGCCAAAUGUGAUCAGUUGACAUCGAUUGAUGUAAGCUACAACAAACUAGCUGCAUUACCUGCUGACUUAUCUCAGGUCAAGGACAAACUCGUCUUCUUGAACAUAUCCCACAAUCCCCUGUACACACUUCCUGCGGUGGUUCAGCUGUGUAAGAAUCUCGUGGAACUCCAUGCCGACAACGUUGGUAAAGUGCCGAGUAUGGAAGCAAUAUGUACCAUUAUGCCUGCAUUGGAGAAGCUGUCCUUGAACUACAAUGUCAUUGAAAAGUUGCCGUCUGCUUUACCGUCACAGCUGAAAGUGCUAGGUUUGGCUGGAAUACCAAUCAUUGAACCGCUGGCGUCAUCCAAAGCAACGUACACCUACACUUCCUUUGAAACAUUUGUCAGUGAGAACACAUUCCUGUCAAAAAUGUCUGAACAGGAGAGGAAGAGUCUGUUUCAGUCUGCUGACCCAGGGAAGACAGGGUCGCUGACCCGUGAUGGGGUCGUCCAGAUCAACAAUAAGAUGAUGUCCAAUGAAGCCUACCUCCGAUUCGGACAAAGGACAGACACACAACAGAAGGACAAAAAGAAUGGACCACUGCCAAACUUCCUGCUGUCGUGUAAGACUUUGGAGAGCCUGGAUGUGUCCAACAACUGCCUCACCAUUAUUGAGGAUUCCAUAUCUGAUCUCACCAAGCUGGAGUCUCUUAACCUCACCAACAACCUCUCCCUGGCAUCUGUGUCCGCAGAAAUAACUGUCACGCCACUUAAAGAGUUGCACCUGAAGAACUGUCCUGCGUUGAAAACCCCUCCGAAAGAGGUUGUUGGAAGAGGGUUCAAGGCCAUUUUUGGCUACCUACGACGACUGAGAAUGGGAUCCGUGGACUGCAAGCGAACGAAGCUGAUGUUUGUUGGACUCGGAGGAGCUGGCAAAACCAGCCUGGUUCGAGUACUGACGGAUGGCAGCGACGCCUACUACACCGACUACAGUGAACAAAUCACCGACGGUAUCGACAUCACCCGUUGGGACGUCCCUGUGGAGGGAUCCAAGGAGCCCAUCUCCUACAGCACCUGGGACUUUGCCGGACAGACAGUGUACUACAACACACAUCAGUUUUUCCUGUCCAAUCGUGCAGUCUACUUUCUCCUAUGGAACAUCAGACUGGGAUACGAACAUGCCGGCCUUGACUUCUGGCUCAGCUCCAUUGCAUGCCACGCCCCUAAAGCUCCUAUACUGGUGGUCGGGACACACUGUGAUAAGGUGGAGAAGCCGAGAAUGCCGACAGACGACCUGCAGCGGCGCUACCCACAGAUCACAGGCUUCUACACAGUGAGCUCCUACACAGGGGACGGCAUCGAGCAGCUGAAGGCCGACCUCAUCAAGGUCACCCUGGAGCAGAAGUACAUGGGGGAGAAGAUCCCGGAGGCCUGGCUUAACCUCGAGAAAGUCCUCAUCAAGGCCCGGAACCUGGACCUGAUGCCGUGGAAGGAUGUACAGAAAAGUGCAGAAGGAUGUGGCAUAGUUGACGACGUUGAACUCACUCAGUCCAUCCAGUUCCUGCAUGAUCUUGGGUCAGUGCAGUUCUUCAACACUCCCUUCCUCAAGUCCUACGUGGUGGUCAGACCACAGUGGAUUGUUGACGUCAUGGCCUGUGUGGUCACUGUGCAUGAAGGGCCUGUGCAGAACGGUCGCCUGAAACACUCUGAGAUGUCAGACAUUUGGAGUAAGUACUCAGAAGAGCUUCAUCCAUGGCUGCUGAGACUCACUGAGGAGUUUGACCUGACAUGUCCCCUGAAGGAUGAGGACACCAACAUUGUGCCUUGUCUCCUGCCAACAGUAGAACCACAGUACAGUUGGCCUGCCCUGAAGACAGGGUAUCGGGAGACCAAGAUGAUGUACACCUACGACUACCUGCCCGCCGGACUCUUCAACAGGGCACAGGUUCGUCUGCAUCAGUUGACAGAUGGGUCAGUCAUGUGGAAGAAGGGCUCACUGCUCAACAAGAACCAGCACACGGCCUUGCUCCUACAGAUCAGUGCUACUGACGUGCUGGUCAAGGUGCAGGGAUACAAACCAGAGAAUAUCCUGUUCCUGGUCCAUGAGGUGUUCGAGUGCCUUAUUUCCGAGUCCUAUAGCGGUGUGCAAUACGACUACUUCGUGCCCUGUAUGGACUGCCAAUCAGAGCACAUUGUGGACCCUUGCAUGUUUCCUGCGUCGAAGGUGUUGCGUGCAGCAGAGAUGAAGGCGCCGUUCCUGCAGUGUGACAAGUCUUUCCACAUCAUGUCCAUUCCUGAACUGCAAGCUAUAAUGCCACCCGAUCGGAACAGCGACUUUGACGACCACCUGGGCCGGACGGUUCGGGAGCUGAGGGACCUGGAGGACACCUCCAUCAGCAUCUUCUUCUGCUACUCCAAGAAGAACAUCCCGUCUCUGGACAUGGAACAUAAGCGGGUCCACCCAGGCAGCAUCAUAGAGGGACUUCGCGCCGGGGGAAACAAAGUAUCAUUCUGCGACACCCCAGAAACAACGGACAUGGAGACGCUCACUCUCUCCAUGAAGGCAGCACAGGUGGUGGUGGUUGGGAUGUCGGACGAGUUCAUCGAGACGGAGCAGUGCCGCAACCUGAUUGUGUACUGUCAGGAGACACUGAAGAAACCACUCCUCCUGGCGCUGGUCGGAGACAAGACUGGAUGGCAGAAGUCCGACCUCAACAUCUUGCUUGGGGAUCAUGUUUAUGUGAAGAUCUACGAGGCAAGUCGCUUCAGCAGCAAGAUCAAGGAACUGCAGGAGGCUGUCAAGGUGAAGGCUGGGCAUCUAAAGAAGAGACAGGACUUCCCAAAAUGCUUCAUCAGCUACUGCUGGUGCAACUCCAAGGAAGCUGUGGCCCUCGGGUCCCAGUCGAAAACAGGGGCACUGGGCUGGGGUGACCCCCGCAGGCUGAAGAAGUUCCUGGAGGGCAAGGGCAUUAAGUGCUGGUUGGACAUCGAGAGAAUGGGACAGGAGGGUUUCUUUGAGGACAUCGCUGAUGGCCUUCGCAAGUGCAAGGUCAUGAUUGCCUGUGUGUCUGAACAGUAUGCCGAGUCGAAGAAUUGCAGAAUGGAAUUCCGCUUUGCCAUCUCAACGCUGAAGAUUCCAGUUAUUCUUGUUGUUGUUGGAACCAGUUACAAAUGGGAGAGUACAGAGGUGGGCAUGAUCGCUGUUGGUCACGAGUGUCCCAAGGUCAACCUGCAAUAUGAGAACGAGGCAGGGCUGCUGGACGUGUUGAGUAUGGUACAGGAUCUCAUCCCCAAGGACGAAGAGGACCAGGCCCAGACCUCCGAUACCCAGCGCCAGACUUCAUUCCAGGAGGUUCUCGAGCUUGCGGAGAGGAAGUUCUUGCGUCAGUUGAUGACAUACACAGACUCUAUUGAAGGUGAAGGUUACCCCCACCUUGUGGUGGUGGACAUCAACGCCCCACCCCAGCUGACAGAUGAGGAGAAACAGGCUCUGGAGGGGAACACCAUCGGGGAUGAGGAGGAGUAUAAACGGGCAAUGGAGGAGAACAAAGACAAGGAGGAAGAGAAGCAGGAGGAGGCACUCAACAAGAUCUACAAGGAGAGAGAAAAGAAAACCCAAGAGGUUCUCAAACAGGCAGAGGCUAAACUGGCAGCAUCCAAGUACUGCUUCAGAUUGCUGUGCGAACACGAACAGGGGUGGCAUCCUGUUCCCGACACCAUCCCGUUCCCCAGCCUCGAUGUACCUGAUGACGACUACCUGAAGUCGGUUGCGCCGUACCUGGCCCGCCUCCAGUCCAUCCUGAAACACUCCAGCCUGGAGAUGAUGCUGUUGAACACUGCAGAGGGGGAGAGGCUGAGGACAAAGCUGGAUGAGUGGUGUGCCAGGACAGACAGCGUGUUCCAGGAGGAGUACAAGACACUGCUGCAGACAGUGAUGGACCAGGACAAAGACGGCGCCAAGUGUGGACUCUCAAGGUGUCACAUGGCCAAUGGGAAGACGCUGUGGCUGUGUUGUGAACACGAGCAGCUGGCCUACAGCUCCACCGCACUCCGGUACAAGGAACAGCUGGAGAAGAAGUCGGAGGAAGAUGUGGGAGAGGAGAUGAAACCAGGGGAGACAACUGAAGUUAAAAAAUCUCGACGUGACAGUAAUGAUGAUGAUGAUGACGACGAUGAGGAUGAUUCGGAUGAGGAUGAAGAGGCAAACCAGUUGAAGGAGAUGCAGGAGGCUAAACCUGAUCCAAUACCUGUCAAGAAAACCCUGAAGAGGCAGACCUCACAAGCGUGCAAUGUCAUGUGAUCUGGGUUAGCCAAUCAGAAAUCAUUUUAAAGUGAACACCCAGCAAUCCUGCAGUGUCAUGUGGUCUAUGCUUGCGGGUUUUGCCAGUGUGGUAAACUUCAAAGACCUGCAUCACUUUCAUUGAGCAUUUCAUCCUAUAUUAAACUGACUUACUCUGAAAUAACUGCCAUACUGUUCAAGUCAGUGUAAAACUGUUCACUUAUUCAUAUGCUACUCACAAGUUGUGUUUUUUUAAAGUUGGUCAUCCAGUAUUAAGAUGUCACAGACAAUGCAUCUAGGGUAUCCAGGGCCGGUCGGGUAGCCUAGUGGUUAAAGCGUUUGCUCGUCACUCCGAAGACCUGGGU